Messenger RNA from Penicillium olsonii, 1119 nucleotides. The record is from the annotation of a GenBank genome assembly. NCBI's taxonomy places the organism in Eukaryota, Fungi, Ascomycota, Eurotiomycetes, Eurotiales, Aspergillaceae.
AUGGUGUCAUUUUGGCCCUGGAAGGGCGAUGACAACUCAGCGGCUUCGUUCGAGAAGACCCUGUCCACAUUAUCGACGAAGAUCACCGAAACCACAACGCGACUGGAUCAGCAACGUCAGUCGUCGCGAAGAGUCAAGGCCCUCUGGACCCUCUACUCAACCUUUGCCUACCUCUUCUACACCAUCACAAUCACCCUGGUCUUCGGAUGGGAUAGCUGGGGCGUGAAAGAAUAUGCAGCUCUGGCGGGCGGGCCGAUCGUGAUCUACGGUGUUCGCAAGCUCAGUUCCAAGUUCUUCGAAUACCGGAUCUCCCGCAGCCAAGCUCGCCUUGAUGAUUUCCACAACCAGAGGGAGGAGACUAUUGAAAAACUCAAGGUCGCCACCAAAUACAACACCACCCAGGAGCUGCUAGAGAAGUACGGCGCCGAAUCCCCCAAGGCCUCACCAGCUCCCAAGGGUGAAAGUGGUCCGGAGAAGCAUGUUCAACCGCAGCCACCUGCCCCCCGCACAGGUCUUCCCCCGCCACCGACUGCGAACAUUCAGCGUCCUCCCUCCGCGCCGCAAACCCCGAAUAACCCGUCGCCUCAGCCUCCCUCUCCUCCCGUCGAACUCGUUCAGGGCCCUCCCCAGAACCAACAACCUCCAUCUCCGUACCCCCCAAGCCCUGCCGAACAAGCCGGCUUUGCGCCAAACGCCUACUCCAAUAGCGGAGAAUACAUUGAACAACCACACUGGUACGACCGUCUUCUCGACGUACUGCUCGGCGAAGAUGAGACUCAGCCUCGCAACCGGAUGGUCAUGAUCUGCAGUGGGUGUCGACUUGUGAAUGGUCAGGCGCCUCCUGGUAUCAGAACACUGGAAGAGCUGGGCCGCUGGCGGUGCGGCAGCUGCGGGACUUGGAAUGGAGUCGAGAGCGAGACCACACAGAUCCUCAGUAGCUUGCGUCAAGAUGCUGCGCCAGCCGGCUCGUCAGAACCGUCUUCAAAGGUCGAUGCGGAUGCCCAGUCUGAUGGUAGUGACGAAGCUGUUCUGGUGCCAUCAAGUGGAGAAGAGCAGGUGGAGGACCCUAAGCCUGAGCCUGUCCGUCGAUCAAAGCGUGGUGGAAAGAGCAAGGCAUAG